AUGUCAGUGGGUUUCUGUUUCAAGAAAUUUUGCCCCAUUGUACUCAUCCAGCUGUGUGAGACAGCACGAGCACGUCACAAAGACGGCACCGUUUUUCCCACUGCAGUGCACGGUGGAUUUUCUCAUUGGCUGGAAUGGCAAGCCUGCAGCGUGACCUGUGGCCGAGGAGUUCAGCAGCGCGUCCGUCAGUGCAACAGCCCUCUCCCAGCAAACGGGGGGAGGAGGUGCGAGGGGCCCGACACGGACACGCGCAGCUGCCACAACAAGCCCUGUCCAGUGGAUGGCAGCUGGUCUGAGUGGGGGCCAUGGGAAGAGUGUUCGAAGAGCUGCGGGCACGGUAACAGGACCAGAACCAGGACCUGCAGUGACCCACCGGCUCAGCACGGCGGGAAGCCCUGUGCUGGCAGCGCUGUGGAUUCAGUCAUGUGCCAUACUAGGCCUUGCCCAGUUGAUGGCGAGUGGAGCUCUUGGCUGCCGUGGGGUCCUUGCAGCGAGACCUGCGGGAAGGGCACUCAGACACGACUGAGGCUCUGCAGUAACCCUCCUCCUUCGCACGACGGAUCGUACUGUGAGGGGUCUGACGCACAGAUCCAGGUUUGCAACAAGGGACACUGCCCAGUGGACGGGAAGUGGGCCGCGUGGAGCAGCUGGAGUGCCUGCGCCGUGUCCUGCGGAGGAGGCAGCAGGCAGAGGACGCGCCGCUGCUCAGACCCAGCCCCGCAGUUUGGGGGUCACAAAUGCGAAGGAAACGACAUACAGAUCGAUUUUUGCAACAGCGAUCCUUGUCCGAUCCAUGGCAACUGGGGCCCGUGGAGCAGUUGGGGAAGCUGCAGUCGGACGUGCCAUGGAGGCCAGAUGAGGCGAUACCGGACCUGUGACAAUCCUCGCCCUGCCAGCGGAGGAAGGGCGUGUGCAGGGGCUGAUGUGCAGAUCCAGAGGUGCAGCACUGAACUGUGCCCCGUGGAUGGAAACUGGGGGCAGUGGCAAACAUGGAGCCAGUGCUCUGCCUCUUGUGGAGGAGGAGAGCAGACCCGAAUACGCCUGUGCAGCAGUCCAGCCCCGUUAAAUCGUGGACGUCCUUGUCCUGGAGACUCCUCCCAGAUCUCCAGGUGCAAUACCCAAGCAUGUCCUGGUGGACCUUCACGUGCCAAAGGCAGCAUUAUUGGAAACAUUAAUGAUCUGGAAUUUGGAAUUGCUUUCUUGAAUGCCACAGUAACAGACAGCCCUGACUCUGAAACCAGAGUAAUCCAAGCAAAGAUUACAAAUGUCCCUCGGAGCCUCGGUCCAGCGCUGAGAAAGCUUGUUUCUGUACUCAGCCCAGUUUACUGGACAGCUGCAAAAGAAAUUGGAGAAGCCAUGAAUGGGUUUACGCUCACUGAUGCGGUCUUCAAGAGAGAAACUCAAGUGGAGUUUGCAACUGGUGAGAUCCUGCGAAUGACCCAUGUUGCCCGGGGCUUGGAUUCCGAGGGAGCCUUGCUGCUGGAUGUUGUUGUGAGCGGACACAUGCUGCAGCUCCAGUCGGUGGCAGAUGUUCACGUGAAGGAUUACACAGAAGACUAUAUUCAAACCGGCCCUGGGCAACUGUACGCUCAUUCCACUCGUCUCUUCGCUAUAGAUGGAGUUAGUGUUCCCUAUACGUGGAACCACACCAUCACCUAUGAUUACACUAAAGGAAAAAUGCCUUUCUUGGUGGAGACACUCCAUGCUUCCUCUAUUACAACAGAGUACAACCCACUGGAAGAAACUGUGGCCUUUAAAAUCCACGCUUCCAUUGCAAAAGGAGAUCGUAGCAAUCAAUGCCCUACGGGGUUUGGUUUGGACUCAAGUGGGCCUUACUGUUCAGAUGAUGACGAGUGUGCUGCGCGAAAUCCUUGUUCCCAUACCUGUCAUAACUCCAUGGGGUCUUACUACUGCUCCUGUCCAAAAGGCCUCACUAUCUCUGUGGAUGGUAGAACGUGCCAGGAUGUCGAUGAGUGUGCGUUAGGUGGACACACUUGCGAUGCUGGCCAGGACUGUGAAAACCUCAUUGGCUCCUACCGCUGCGUGGUCAGGUGUGGGAACGGCUUUAGGAGAACAGCUGACGGAUUUAGCUGCCAAGAUGUUAAUGAGUGUCAAGAGUCCAACUACUGUCAUCAGCGUUGCUUCAAUACUAUAGGAAGUUUCCACUGUGGUUGUGAUCCAGGAUACCAGCUAAAGGGCAGAAAAUGCAUGGAUGUAAAUGAGUGCAGGCAGAAUGUGUGCAGGCCUGAUCAACUGUGCAAAAACACCCGCGGUGGCUACAAGUGCAUCGAUCUGUGUCCCAGUGGAAUGACCAAGGCAGAGAAUGGAACCUGUGUUGACAUUGAUGAAUGCCGGGAUGGAACCCACCAGUGCCGCUAUAACCAGGUCUGUGAGAACACACGGGGAAGUUACCGUUGUGUGUGUCCCAGAGGAUAUCGGUCCCAGGGAGUUGGAAGACCUUGCGUGGACAUCGAUGAAUGUGAAACCAGAGAGAGCUGCCAGCAUGAGUGCAGAAACACCCUGGGAAGCUACCAGUGUACUUGUCCAUCCGGUUAUCGCCUCGCGCCCAACGGCAAAACCUGUCAAGAUGUUGAUGAGUGCCUCGAACAGAACAUCAAUUGUGGAUCAAAUCAGAUGUGUUUCAACAUGAGAGGAAGCUACCAGUGCAUAGACACACCUUGUCCACCAAAUUAUCAGCGAGAGCCUCUUUCUGGGUUCUGUCUCAAAAACUGCCCAACCAAUGACCUGGAGUGUGAUCUGAGUACCUACGCCUUGGAAUACAAACUCCUUUCCCUCCCCUUCGGCAUAGCGGCUGGGCAGGAUUUGAUCCGGCUGGUUGCCUAUACUCACGAUCAGGUCAUGCACCCGAGGACAACUUUCUCAAUGGCAGACGAGGACCCAGCAGUCCCCUUUGCCCUGCGAGAUGAGAACUUGAAAGGAGUUGUGUUCACCACCCGGCCGCUGCGGGAGCCGAAGACGUACCGCAUGGGAGUCAGAGCUUUAUCCUACAGCGUCGAUGGGAGCAUUGAGUAUCGGACAACUUUCAUUGUGUACAUAGCAGUGUCAGCCUAUCCGUACUAA
Eurypyga helias (sunbittern) is the source of this 3081-nucleotide messenger RNA. Its product is annotated as hemicentin-1-like. NCBI's taxonomy places the organism in Eukaryota, Metazoa, Chordata, Aves, Eurypygiformes, Eurypygidae. The record is from RefSeq and is a predicted model, not a curated record. Gene Ontology annotation, cellular component: plasma membrane. The transcript has 20 exons. Gene Ontology annotation, molecular function: fibroblast growth factor binding; fibroblast growth factor receptor activity; calcium ion binding. Bases 1 to 3081 code for a protein of 1026 amino acids.